CAAUUUUAUUCUUUAAAUAAAAAAAACCAAUUUAAUCAAUUCUUUUCUAAAUUCUACAAUCUUAUUAUAUGUUAAUUGUAUCGUUAUUUAGUUUUAUUUCUAUGUAUUCAUAUAAUAAUUUAUUUUUUUCUAAGAGACUUAAUGACUUAAUUUAAUACUAAAGUUUACAUAAUCAUAUAUGAAUUUUACUAUAUUAAAAACUUAAUUUUUCGAAAUAUUUGGACAUUCAAAUUGUUUUUAAUCAAAUUCCUUUUCUUGAAUUUUAUCUAUGAAUUAUUUAACUUAUUUUAUCAUAAUAUAUAUUUAAAUUUUUUAAACAAAAUUUAAUAAUCUCAUCCAUUUCUUGAUAUAAGUUAUUACUGUCCUAUAGAUAUUUAUUUCUUUGGAGAUGCUUCUAUUUAUUCAGAUGCUUUAAUGUAGUCUUUUUGUUUAUCCAUCUNAAUGAAAUCACCGAAUCAACCUAAGAAAUCUAAACCCUCAGUGCUAAGGUUGAAUAAUUAACAUAAGAUGUUGAAAACAAAUAAGUUUAAUUAGACAUCUUAAAUGAAUAAGAAACUUAAAUUAGAGAAUAAAGAGCUGAAGAUGCUGAAAGUUUCAAGAGAUUUGAAAAUGAAACAGAAAACGUCAUUGAAGCUGUUGAAGUCAUCAUCUAAAAGUUGAGCUCAAUCUAACCAGAUUAAG
Messenger RNA from Paramecium sonneborni, 681 nucleotides. The record is from the annotation of a GenBank genome assembly. Lineage: Eukaryota; Ciliophora; Oligohymenophorea; Peniculida; Parameciidae.